Teleopsis dalmanni is the source of this 1611-nucleotide messenger RNA. RefSeq names its product probable ATP-dependent RNA helicase Dbp45A. NCBI's taxonomy places the organism in Eukaryota, Metazoa, Arthropoda, Insecta, Diptera, Diopsidae. The coding region runs from base 7 to 1611 and encodes 534 amino acids. The record is from RefSeq and is a predicted model, not a curated record. The transcript has 7 exons. Gene Ontology annotation, molecular function: ATP binding; nucleic acid binding; RNA helicase activity.
CAACACAUGUGCAUUUGUUUACAAUUUUUUAACUUAAGUCGUAUAAAAGUUUUGCAAACAAAUAUGUCAAGAAAAAGUGAUGAUCCUUUUGCUGCUUUGGGUUUAAGACCUUGGCUUACAAAGCAAUUACAAAAAUUAGGUCUAAAAGGUGCAACACCCAUACAGCGUAAUUGCAUACCAGCAAUUCUAGCUGGAAAGGAUUGUAUUGGAGCCGCCAAGACCGGUUCAGGUAAAACAUUCGCAUUUGCAUUGCCAAUAUUAGAAAAGCUAAGUGCUGAACCUGUCAGCCAUUUCGCACUUAUAUUGACACCUACACAUGAGUUAGCUUAUCAGAUUUCCGAGCAAUUCCUUGUCGCUGGGCAGUCAAUGGGCGUGCGUGUAUGUGUUGUUUCAGGCGGGACAGAUCAAAUGAUUGAAACACAAAAAUUAAUGCAAAGACCACAUAUAGUAGUUGCUAUGCCAGGCAGAUUAGCGGAUCACUUAACUUUUUGCAAAGACCUAUCAUUUGACAAUAUGAAAUAUUUAGUUGUUGAUGAAGCCGAUAGAAUGCUUAAUGGCGAUUUUGAUGAAAGCUUAGCAAUUAUUGAGAGCAAUAUACCGAAAGAGAGACAGAAUCUGUUCUUUUCUGCUACUAUGAAAGAUUUUAUAAAAGAAUCUAGCAUAUUUCCCAUAACUACAGAUUGUUUUGAAUGGUCAGAGGAAUUUGAAGUUGCUACUGUGGAUACCCUUGAUCAACGAUAUUUGUUAUGUGCUGAAUAUGAUCGUGAUAUGGUUCUGAUAGAAGCGUUGCGAAAAUUUCGUGAAGAAAACGAAAAUGCAAAUGUCAUGAUAUUUACGAAUACAAAAAAAUAUUGUCAGUUGCUGUCAAUGACUCUAAACAAUAUAGAAAUUGAAAAUGUAUGCCUACAUGGUUUUAUGCGCCAAAAGGAACGCGUUUCAGCACUAAAUCGUUUCAAAUCCAAUCAUAUACGUACCCUAAUAGCAACAGAUGUUGCUGCUAGAGGUUUGGAUAUACCUAGCGUUCAAUUAGUGCUUAAUCAUCGACUACCACGUACCCCAAAGGAGUAUAUACAUCGUGUUGGACGCACAGCCAGAGCAGGACGUAAAGGACUAGCUAUAUCAAUAUUUCGUUUUCCUCGCGACUUAGAACUGUUGGGAGAAAUUGAAAAAGCAAUCAACACAAAAUUAACAGAACAUCCAAUAGAUCAACGUAUGGUGGAACGUAUAUUUAUGCAAGUUAACGUAACUAGACGUGAAUCUGAAAUACAGUUGGAUAAUAAUGAUUUUGAUGAACGUGCACGAAACUAUAGACGUAAGCAAUGGAUUUUGGAAGGAAAAGACCCUGAUGAUAUGGAAAAUCUUUACAAGAAAAAGCAAAAGGACAAAAUACGUGAAAUACGUGAAAUACGUCGUAAACGUAAGGAACAACAAAAGGAAUUCGCUGACAAAGAACCUUCCGCACUAACGCAGGAUGAACGUUUUAAAAUGGUUGAUUCAACACGGUUCACCAAGCAAAAAGUUUCUCAAGGUAAUAAAAAAAUUGACAAAGGAAAAACGCUAAAUAAAAACUUAUCUGGCAAAAAACUAAAUAAUACUAUUAAGAAAAGUUGA